Molecule: messenger RNA, 2840 nt
Organism: Aaosphaeria arxii CBS 175.79
Lineage: Eukaryota; Fungi; Ascomycota; Dothideomycetes; Pleosporales
Exons: 2
Coding region: 204-2624 (806 amino acids)
Cellular component (GO): nucleus
Molecular function (GO): RNA polymerase II CTD heptapeptide repeat phosphatase activity
Source: RefSeq, a predicted model, not a curated record
UCCCCACUGUCCGCCGCCCGCCGACGCCGCCGCACCCCCCAAACAGGGCCCAAGCUCCCCCCCCGAACCGAAUGCGCCCAUUCUCACCGCGACGACCACGACGCGACCAUCAUAUAUUCCACCCUCUCGUCCAGCGGAAAGAGUUCCAUCCAGAAUAACCAAUCCUCAAUCCAUUCCACUCGCAUGGGUGUGCACAGAAAGGGAUGUUGAUCAAAGCACCCACCGGCCUGCACUACCCCAUUACCGUCGUCGAGCUCAAGAGAAAGCGCGACGAUGAGGUGCGCCGCUCGACGCCGCUCUUCUCCUACACCUACGAGACCAAAGUGACCGAGGGCGACAAGUACGGAGACGAGAAGGAGGUGACGAAGAGAUUUCCCGCUCGCUUCGAUUCCUCUGCCGAUGGCAAGAUCUCGAGAUGGUUCAUAAAGAAUGGGGAUAUACUUCCAAGAGCCGGCGUGCAGAUUUGCGAGGUAGAAGAGCCAUGCACACAUGAGAUCCAAUUCGGCUCUCUGUGCGCAAACUGUGGCAGGGACAUGACGGUCGUAGACUAUUUGACACAGGAGAGCAACCUCAAUCGAGCCACGGUGAACAUGACGCACGACAACACUGCCUUACUCGUGAGCCAGAAGGAGGCCGCGAGAGCGGAAGAGGUGUCGAGGGAGCGCUUGCUCAAGGGCAAGAAACUCUCGCUCAUCGUCGAUCUCGAUCAGACCGUCAUCCACACCACCUGCGAGCGCACAAUAGCUGAAUGGCAGUCCGAUCCGGAAAACCCCAACUACGAUGCUGUCAAGGAUGUACAGAGCUUCCAGCUUGCCGACGACAAUGUCGCACACGUCGCGGCCAAUUGGUAUUACGUCAAGAUGCGCCCAGGGUUGAAGGAAUUCUUCGAGCGCGUCUCGCAAAUGUACGAGAUGCACGUGUACACGAUGGCGACCCGUGCAUAUGCACAAGCCGUUGCGAAAAUCAUCGAUCCCGACCGGAGAUACUUUGGCGACAGGAUAUUGAGUCGAGAUGAGAACUACACGGACAAACUCAAGAGUCUCAAUCGUCUCUUCCCAACCAAUACCGACAUGGUCGUCAUCAUCGAUGACCGAGCGGACAUUUGGCACUACAGCGAGAAUCUGAUACGGGUCCCGGUCUUUAAUUUCUUCCCGGGAGCGGGCGAUAUCAAUGCCAGUUUCUUGCCUAAGCAGCAGGAAUUGGUCACCACUUCUUCGAAACCUGCAACGGCUACUAUCCAAGCGAAACAGGUUGAAGAGAGCCCAGCCGUCAAGGCCGUUUCGAUUGCUGGCAACCCUCCCGAAGCAAAUGGUGCUCUUACCGAGAUUGAGCAACAAUUGAUCUCAAUGGGUGCUGCGGACAGUCCAGAGGUCCUGGAACAGCAAGCAAAGGAGCAAGAGAAGGUCAUCAUCACCCAACAGACCGAGCGGCCCCUCCUACAAAAGCAAUUGAUGCUUGACAAGGAGGACGAGGAAGCCGAAGUGGAGGACGAAAAUGACCAGCUGGGUGAGGUCCAAAACGGCGACUCGCACCAUGCCGACCAUCACCGACAUCGUCACAGCAUUUUGCACGAUGACGACAGAGGCCUGGAUAUCAUCGAAUACCAUCUCCGCCGAGUCCAUAACACAUUCUACGCAGAAUACCGGAAGGCAGCUCCACCUGUCGAUCGCGUUUCAGAGCUAAGGGGCGGCAAGAGCCCUAAGAAGCGAUUUGAUGAGUUCGUGCCAGACAUCAAGGAAUUGAUGCCCCGCAUCAAGAGAGAGGUACUCGGGGAUACCAAUAUCGUCUUCUCCGGCAUCAUCCCGUUGGGCAUGGACGUGCAAUCGUCCGACUUUGCACAAUGGGUGAAGAGCUUCGGAGCCGAAGUUUCACUCAACGUCACCAAACGAACAACACAUGUCAUCGCCAACCCAGACCGAAAGACCACAAAGGUCAAGAAGGCCGCGCGUUAUCCGAACAUCAAGAUCGUCAAUGCGGAUUGGAUGUUCCAAUGUUGCUCGCGGUGGGAGCAUCUCGACGAGGAGCCGUAUAUCAUCGAAGUUGAUCCUGCUGAACGGGAAGGAUCCCCCAUCGACGAUUUCGAGGAUACCGAUGUGGGUGCUUCAGCCGAGGAAGACGGCGCUGGUGAAACGGGGGAACCGCUAACCCUCGAUAUCUCCUGGGAAUCGAUGGACGAUGAACUACAAGCUUUCAUGGAUGAAUCAGAUACCGAGGAUAACAGCAACUCCGACUCUGAAAGCGUUCGCUCAGACACCAGCGUGCAGUCGGAGACGAAGCGGAAAGGGCAAAAGAGGAAGCGAGCCGCAACAGCCUCCGCCGAGGCGAGUGAUGCCGACGAUAGCGACGCAAGUGUCAACAGCACGUCAAAGCUACAGAGGCGGAAGAAACGCACACUGGAGCGAGUAACGUCUCUUACCAACGUGGUCACUGCAGAAAAGACAUCGGGGUUGCCCAGCCCAGAAACCACGGGGCCGGAGGAAGAAGCGAUCGAAGGAGAGCUCGAGAACGAUCCGGACCCAGCAGGCUUGGCCCAAGAAGACUCAGACCCUGAGGCCGAAGACGACGACGAGUUCGCGGCAGAGAUGCUCGCCGAGUUCAGAAAGUCCGACUCGGAAGAAGCAUAAAGUUACCCCAACCUUUCGGGAUUGUGACCAUAGAUGAUACAUGUGCAUAGCGAGGCGUUUCUGGCAAAUAUUCUGGAGUUCUUGUGUUAUUUGGUAACCCCCGGAGACAUUGUAUUGGAAAAUACCAAAUGAUUUGUUUUUUUUAUAUAUUCUGUUCGGGACAAUGCACAUGCACAUGGUCCCCACCAUGUAGCGAGUCACCCACUAAAAUACCGA